Molecule: messenger RNA, 3605 nt
Organism: Passer domesticus (house sparrow)
Lineage: Eukaryota; Metazoa; Chordata; Aves; Passeriformes; Passeridae
Exons: 38
Coding region: 86-3304 (1072 amino acids)
Source: RefSeq, a predicted model, not a curated record
CCUGCUGCUCCUGGCUGUGGCCCUGCCUGCCAGGGCUGCCCAGGCUGCUCCGCUGCAAGCGCGGCGAGCAGACUGGAAUCGUGACAUGGGUUUUCAGGAAGUCCUGAUGAAUGAUGGUUUGAAGUUCUUUGAGGAUGCUAGAGCUGAACCUGCUGGUGAAGGCCCCACAUCCAGGACUGAGGCUCUGGGAUAUGCUGAGGGUGUGUCUACAGGGAGGAGAUUCAUACGUACGUUGGUGGUUAUUGCCAACAAGACCAGUCUGCAUGGCAGGGUUCCUCCAAAGAGGAAGAUGCAAGACACAGCAGAGAAGAUAUCCCUGGAACCAUCCAAACAGAUGAGGCAAGUGUUGAAGAAAAUGCUGCAGGGAGGACAAGAAAUGAAAGGAGAGCCUGUGCAGAAGGAAGCAUUUCCCGGUGGAAGCAGUGGUUCCGUGCCAGCCUCUGCUGCAGGAAGGGAGGCCAUGCCAGGCACAGGCACAGGAGAUGAGGUUGCUUCUCCAUCAGCUUGGAUGAAUAAAGUUUUGAAGCCCUUGGAGCCUCCUGCAGAUGUGUCUACAGGGAGGACUUCUCCAGCUCCUACCUUGGAUUUUGCACUCAAGUCCAGCUCCCAUCACAGUGGGAAAGUCCAAGAUACAACAGAUAAGAUGUCCCUGCAACCAUCCAAACAGAUGAGGAAAGAGCUGAAGGAACCCCUGCAGACAAGAGAAGAGAUGGACAUAGAGCUUCAGUGGAAGGUGGCAAUUCCUGAAGGAAGCACUCCAUCUUCAAUGCGAGCCCCAGCUGCAGGAAGGAAGGCAAUGCCAGACACGGGCACAGGCACAGCAGACUGGGAUCCUGGGACGGUUCCUCCAUUAGCCUGGCGCUCUGAAGUUGUGAAGCCCUCUGGGCAUUCUGCAGCCGUGUCUGCAGGGACAACUCCACCAACUACUAACUUGGAUGCUGCACAUAAGCCCAGCUCCCAUGGCAGGGGUCCUCCACCAGAAGAGAUCAAAGACAUGGCAGACAAGAAAUUCCUGGACCCAUUAGAAAUCAUGUGGCAAAUGCUGAAGGAACGUCUGCAGAGAAGGCAAGAAAUGAAAGGAGAGCCUGCGGAGAAAGAAGCAUUUCCCGGAGGAAGCAGGGGCUCCAUGUCAGCCUCUGCUGAAGGAAGGGAGGCCAUGCCAGGCACAGGCACAGGAGAUGAGGCUGGGAAGGCUUCUCCAUCAGCUUGGAUGAAUAAAGUUUUGAAGCCCUUGGAGCCUCCUGCAGAUGUGUCUACAGGGAGGACUUCUCCAGCUUCUCCAGCUCCUACCUUGGAUGCUAUACGCAAGCCCAGCUCCCAUCACAGUGUUACUCCAACAGGGAAAAUCCAAGAUACAACAGAUAAGAUGUCCCUGCAACCAUCCAAACAGAUGAGGAAAGAGCUGAAGGAAGCCCUGCAGACAAGAGAAGAGAUGGACAUAGUGCUUCAGUGGAAGGUGGCAUUUCUUGAAGGAAGCACUCCAUCUUCGGUGCCGGCCCCUGCUGCAGGAAGGAAGGCAAAGCCAGACACGGGCACAGGCACAGCAGAAAUGAACGGAGAGCCUGUGCAGAAGGAAGCAUUUCCCGGAGGAAGUAGUGGUUCCGUGCCAGCCUCUGCUACAGGAAGGGAGGCCAUGCCAGGCACAGGCACAGGAGACUGGAAUCGUGACAUGGGUUUUCAGGAAGUCCUGAUGAAUGAUGGUUUGAAGUUCCUGGAGGAUGCUGGAGCUGAACCUGCUGGUGAAGGCCCCACAUCCAGGACUGAGGCUCUGGGAUAUGCUGAGGGUGUGUCUGCAGGGAGGACUUUCAUACGUCCUUUGGUGGUUAUUGCUGACAAGCCCAGCUCCCAUGGCAGGGUUCCUCCAAAAGGGAAGAUGCAAGACACAAGUGACAGGAUAUCCCUGGAACGAUCCAAACAGACGAGACAAGUGCUGAAGGAACUCCUGCAGACAAGACAAGAAAUUAAAGGAAAGCCUAUGCAGAAGGAAGCAUUUCCCGGUGGAAGCAGUGGCUCCAUGCCAGCCUCUGCUCCAGGAAGGGAGGUGAUGCCAGGCACAGUCAAGGAAGAUGAGGUUGCUGGGAAGGCUUCUCCAUCAGCUUGGAUGAAUAAAGUUUUGAUGCCCUUGGAGCCUCCUGCGGAUGUGUCUACAGGGAGGACUUCUCCAGCUCCUACCUUGGAUGCUGUACGCAAGCCCAGUUCCCAUCACAGGGGUUCUCCGACAAGGAAGAUCCUAUACACAACAGAUAAGAUAUCCCUGGAACAAUCUAAACAGAGGAGGCAAGAGCUGAAGGAACUCCUGCAGACAAGACAAGAGAUGGACAUAGUGCUUCAGUGGAAGGUGGCAUUUCUUGAAGGAAGCACUCCAUCUUCGGUGCCAGCCCCUGCUGCAGGAAAGCAGGCAAAGCCAGACACGGGGACAGGCACAGCAGACUGGGAGGCUGGGAAGGAUUCUGCAUUAGCCUGGCGCUCUGAAGUUGUGAAGCCCUCUGGGCAUUCUGCAGGCGUGUCUGCAGGGACGACUUCACCAACUCCUACCUUGGAUGAUACAGAAAAGCCCAGCUCCCAUGGCAGGGGUCCUACGACAGGAGAGACCAAAGACAUGGCAGAAAAGAAAUUCCAGGACCCAUUAGAAAUCAUGUGGCAAAUGCUGAAGGAAUGUCUGCAGAGAAGGCAAGAAAUAAAAGGAGAGCCUGUGCAGAAGGAAGCAUUUGCAAGAGGAAGCAAUGGUUCCAUGCCAGCCUCUGCUCCAGGAAGGGAGGCAAUGCCAGGCACAGGCACGGGAGCUGAACCUGCUGGUGAAGGCCCCACAUCCAGGACUGAGGCUCUGGGAGAUGCUGAGGUGUGCCUGUGCAGAUCAGCAGAGAUGGCAGAAGUUUCUGUGGCUGUUGAGUUACAGGUGUGUCUGCAGGGAGGACUUCUCCAGCUCCAGGGCUGGGUGCUUGGCCCCAACCCAGCUCCCAUGGCAGGUCCUCCAAAAGGGAAGACCCAAGAUACUGCAGCUAAAAUGUCUCAUGACUCAGGUGAAUUCCUGAGACAAACACAGAAGGAAGCACCCGGAGGACAAGUGAUGGACCAAAAGGCUGUGCAGAAGGAGGAACAGCCAGGGAGAAGCAGUGGCUCAUUGGCAGCCCUAGCUGCAGGAAAGAAGGCAAUGACAGACACAGGCACAGGCGCAGCAGAUGCAGGCAGCACCACAAGACCUGUUCCCGAUGCCCAGGAUGGCCUCAGAAGGGGUUUCUGUCAGGGAACCAGCUGCUGGCUAGGGUUACUGGGAGGCAGCUUUAUUUGGAGUUUGUCUUCAUGAUGUGCUGCAUUGGAAUCUGGUAUUCUUGGAACAGAAAACAGAGCACCUCUGGACAGCAGUUGGAAGACGGUGGCUGCACCUCACACCCAGACAGCGUGAGCAGCUCCUCCAGCAGCAGGAACGGCCUGGACAGCCCUCUCAAGUCUUCUGUGAAGAGGACCCCAGAACAACCGUCUACGAGGAAGCCUCUUAUUGCCCCAUAGAUCCCACUGCCAUCUGCUCUCCCCAUGGGCCUCCCCAAGCUGCCUUCAUCCCUUUUUUUAUCUUUGUCUGUCCCAUCCCAGCCAACCCGAGUUCCUCU